AUGCCGGAGAUGGAAGGAUGGGACCCGAAUUUUCUUUUUUUGCUAGAUCCAAACUUUAUGCCAAAAGAUUCACAAGAAAUGAGACGCCUGAUGUCUCAGCCGUUUGAUUAUUACCCGAUGAUGAACCCAGAAAAUAUCGACCAGCAGUAUCGAAAUCAGAAGGAAAAAGUCGAGAGCGAAAAUCAGUUUUUAUUCUAUUUUCGAGGUUUUUGCAAAAAUAUUUAAAAAUAAUUUGUAUUUUUUUACUAAAAACAGGAAACUAUUUUUUAUUAGAAUUAUUCUUUAUAUGAUAAAAUAUACCAAAACCGCAAAUUAUAUAUGAUAACACCAAAAAGAUUGGAACCUUAACACUAGAAGAAAGAAAAAUAAAAAUCGAAAGGUACUUAUUCCCCCACUCCGAAAGCGAACAAAACCAUUGGAAAAUCCCCAUUUUUUGGUAAAACCCACCCUCUUUGAGUGAACAAAAAAUUUUUUUAAAAAAGAUUUAAUGUAUAAGUGAUAUUAUUAUGAUGAAAUCUCUGCAAAUUCUGUUUAAUUUUAGCAGCUUGCAUUUUAAAAUAUAAAUUUUAUAUUUUAAAUUAAUAUUGCUUCAAAUUUGGAUUUUUUAAAUUUCAAAAAAAAUUAAAUAUAUAAUUUAUAUAUAGCCCGUUCCCGGCUAUAUAAAUUUUUUAAACAAAAAGAAUUGGCCCUUCAUGAGUGAACAAAACUUUUUGGUCAACUCUCGAGGGUGAAUUAGAAAAAAGAAAGAGGAGAACUUUUUCAAAGAGAAUUGCGUAUGCAUGCAGAAAAAGGGUAGCUGAUAGCAGAAUCAGAAUUAAGGGAAGAUUUGUUACCAAAGUGCAAGCGGAUGCACUUAAAGGCCUUGAAAACGACAAAAAUAAUGUUUCUUUGCCUCUCAACUAUGAGAAGCGAAAUUAA
Messenger RNA from Blepharisma stoltei, 918 nucleotides. The record is from the annotation of a GenBank genome assembly. Lineage: Eukaryota; Ciliophora; Heterotrichea; Heterotrichida; Blepharismidae.